This is a messenger RNA of Ricinus communis (castor bean), 940 nucleotides long. RefSeq names its product ethylene-responsive transcription factor 11. The transcript has a single exon. NCBI's taxonomy places the organism in Eukaryota, Viridiplantae, Streptophyta, Magnoliopsida, Malpighiales, Euphorbiaceae. Gene Ontology annotation, molecular function: DNA binding; DNA-binding transcription factor activity. Bases 75 to 689 code for a protein of 204 amino acids. Gene Ontology annotation, biological process: regulation of DNA-templated transcription; ethylene-activated signaling pathway. The record is from RefSeq and is a predicted model, not a curated record.
GUUUCUCUCUAUUCUUCUUUACUCUUUUUGGACCCAUAAUAUUACUAUUUGUGAUCAGUCUACGUAAAACUAUCAUGUACCAAGACAGCAACAGCAACAGCUUUCAGCAUUCAGACUUGAGUUUUAUCCUUGAAUGUAUCAGCCACUACCUCCUGGAUGAAACCGAAAUCCUUGCAGCAGCAACUAGUAUUACACCUCUACAUUGCUAUAAUAGUAAUAGCAAUAGUUUUUCUAGUCUUACAGAGAACUUCUGGAGCGAUUUGCUAGUGAAACUAGACUCUGGAGAUGCAAUCUUGCAAAGUGCAUCUAACGAAGAGGAAGAGGAAGAAGAAGAAGAAGAGACAAUAAUGCAGACAAAGAAGGCGAAGGAAAAGAUAAAUGGCAACAGUUUUAGUUAUAGAGGAGUAAGAAAGAGGCCGUGGGGUAAAUAUGCAGCGCAGAUAAGGGAACCUAAGAAGAAAGGAGCCACCAGGCUGUGGCUUGGGACUUACGACACUCCUGAAGAUGCAGCGCUUGCUUAUGAUAGAGCUGCUUUUAAAAUUCGUGGCUCCAAAGCCAAACUUAACUUUCCUCAUUUGGCUGGCUCUCAUGCCUCGGAAAUGGAAUCAUCAUUAUUUAACUGCACUUCGCCGUCCUCUGGUAAUGCUUCGCCAUGGUUUAGGAUGACGAAUUUAGAUUCCGAAAAUUGAAGUACUUCUUGGCACUUCCGGAUUAAUUGGACUAGUCCACAGAUGCACCUCUUCUUCUUCCUCUUUCCUUUUUCCUUUUUUUUUUUUUUUUUUUUUUUUUUGAGGAAGGUGCUUUGUAUUAGUAUACUUGUUGGACAAUUUAUAUCUGCUUUCUCUAUUAUUAAUUUUAAAUCUUUUUAACCAUCAUUUAUGGACGGAGCAUAUAAAAAUAAUUAAAUCACCUUUAUAUAUAUAUAUAUAUAUAUAUAUAU